UUAAAACCAGACAGUGACAUUUUAGGUUUUAACAUUUCAAGUCAAACAUUAAUAGGAAGCUUCAGCUCUGCUCAUUCGCCAUUACCAACUCCUCUACGUGUUCAUCUUCCCACCCUCUUUCUCCACACACCCUUUUGAAUAUCCAUUCACCUAUAUAUUUACAGAAGGAGUCAUCAAACAAAGAGAAGAAGAAGGAAUAUCAUCAAAAGCUCCAAUCUUUUUGCAGUGAUCACUUGCAUAAUAAACAUUGCAGUUUCUUCUUGCUAUUUUGAUACCAAAAAAUGAUGGCGGAACACCAAAGAAUUCAUCCUGUUCAUGAUGUGGAGGCACCACACAGACCUCUGGUGCCUGGAAACAGUACUAAAUCUGAUAGGGUUUUUCCUAAACGGGCCUUUCCAGUGAUGCAUUCGAAGCCACCAAAGAGAAGAAGAAGCUGUUGCUGCAGGUUUUUGUGUUGGACGCUUAGCAUAUUGCUGAUAUUGAUCAUUGCUAUUGGGAUCACUGUAGGGAUCAUGUACCUUGUUUUUAGGCCAAAGCUGCCAAAAUACUCAGUGGAUGAACUGAGGAUAACCCAGUUCAAUGUUUCUGACAACAACACCCUCUCAGCAUCCUUCAAUGUGGCAAUCACUGCAACAAAUCCAAACAAGAAGAUUGGAAUAUACUAUGAGGGUGGAAGCCACAUAAGGGCUUUGUACAUGGGCACACAAUUGUGUGAAGGGUCUUUGCCAAAGUUCUACCAGGGUCACAGGAACACCACAGUGCUUGAUCUGUCUCUAUCAGGUGAAGCACAGGAUGCAAGUUCCUUAACAAGUAGAAUUCAGGAGCAGCUGCAGCAGACCAACAAUAUUCCUCUUGAUCUUAAGGUUAAUCAACCUGUUAGGGUUAAGCUUGGCAAGUUGAAGCUCUUCAAAGUCAAGUUCAGGGUUAGCUGCAAGCUUGUGGUGGAUAAUCUUGGUGCUAGUAAUGAUAUUAGCAUUUCAAGCAAUAGUUGUAAGUUCAGACUUAGGCUAUGAAUUCUCAUCACUACUUCGUAUUACUGUUAAUUAGUAUAUAGUGUUGUUUAUUUUAUAUGACUAUUUUCUUUUCA
This is a messenger RNA of Vigna angularis (adzuki bean), 1087 nucleotides long. RefSeq names its product NDR1/HIN1-like protein 6. Lineage: Eukaryota; Viridiplantae; Streptophyta; Magnoliopsida; Fabales; Fabaceae. Bases 282 to 1013 code for a protein of 243 amino acids. The record is from RefSeq and is a predicted model, not a curated record. Gene Ontology annotation, cellular component: plasma membrane. The transcript has a single exon.